GGCUCUCAGUCUCGCGCGACUGGUGGUUGUGGGUGGGUGUCGCAUUCGACCCGGGGUUUUUGCUUAGUUUCAGCAUUUUGUACCCUUGAAGUACUUUUUAUCACAGGCCUGCUGAGCUCCUGAGGAGGCUGCUGGACAUGCCCUAGCCGCCACCGCUGACAGCACCAUGAGUGUGCAGGAGAUGAUGAAGCGUUUUGAGGAGACGCGCGUGUCGGACAGCGCGGCUCCGGCCGGCCCCCGGCCCCGCGGCCAGGUGGCCCGCCGCACGGCCAGCUUCCGCACCACGGCGCCGCUCCAGCCGCGCCUCCGACACCGCAACAGCGAGGGACGCAUCGGGCUGACGCGCUCGCGGCCGGUCAGCGCACACGUCAGCCCGCUGCUGCGCGAGCGACCGGCCGUGCUCAAACGGAACGCAGCGCUCAAGGCGCGUGUCAGCGACCGCGUGCGCGACAUGGAGCGGCGGCCGUCGGCGGAGCGGGCCGCAGAGAGCAAAGACUCGCCGUCGCCGCCGCUGCCAGUGAAGGCCAGCCAGACGAAUGGUGAGGUGACUGGUAGUAGACCGGCGCAUCGGCCGCUAACCCGUGUGACGGCCGCUGAUCCCGCACCGCGACCGGUGACAGCUCCCCCUGUGAACCAUGUGUCCGUGGUGAACCACGCCCCCGCCGUGAGUGCCCCCGUGAAAUCGGCACAGGACCCUGACAAUAACAACGGGCCGGUAAAGCCGGGCAGGCUGAACCGGCGCACGGUGAUACCGACGGCGGCGACACAGGGUCUCACCGACGACUUUUCGUCGCUUCCCCUGCCGACCGGGCCGCCGCCGCGGAAGCCACCACGCACCUUCGCUCACGACGUGUACGUGCAGGCGCGUCAGAGCUCCGCGGCCGGGGCAGAGACCGCGGCUGUAGGAGCGGGAGCGGGGGUCGUGCCGGCCGCAGCUGCCGCGGCCACCACGGUGACCAUCCGCCGCAGCAGCUCGGGGCCGCGGCCGGCCAUCGCGCGGAAGCCGAGUGACCUGGGCCGGCGCCGGUCCGGUCGCCUAGAGACGUUCCAGCCGCUGCCGGCGCCGGCAGACCCUCCGGCGUCCUCAGGGGACUCUCCGUCCCCAGCCGAGCACGUGUACGCUGAGCCGACAGUGCCGCGACGCGAGCUGCCGCCGCCGCCCCCGUCCCCGCCGCCGCCACCGCCUCCCGGCAGGAACCGGCGGCCGGCGCGCCAGGGGCCCGUGGAGCCAUACGCAGUGUCCUCGCCCCUGCGGAGGACGGCCAGUGAUGAGACCCUGUAUGGAACGCUGAGUCGGGAGCAUGUGUACGAGCGACUGCCGAACGCCAAGACGCGGCCCGUCUCCGCCUCCAGCUCGGCGGGCUCCCCUCCCGGUCUCCGGCGGCACCACGCCUUCAAGCGGCACGAGCGUCCGUCUCUGCGACAGCCCCCGGCUCGACCGCCGCCUCCUGCCCUGGCGCGUGUCCAAAGACAGGCGGAGGGCCGGAUGGGCUGCCUGCUGACCGCUGUGUCCGCGGACGGUGACCCGACGGACCCCGAGCAGCGCUCCGAGCGCUGGAAGGCCGGCCCGCUGGCGCUCAGACGGAAAAAACUACCUCCGGCGGGUCAGCACUCAGAUGGGCGGCUCGCGGCCCCGGCUCUCGGUCAGCCCUCCGGAGCGGCUGUUUGACGCUCUGCUCGUGGUGGCUCUCUCAGCGGACGCCGAGGGUCGACUGGAACCCUGCGUCGUCAGCCGGUACCCGCCCGAUGUAUCUCUGGAGGCAGACGUGGCGCCGUUCUGUUUCCCGGACGCGGCGCGGUGGCAGCGCGCGCCGGACGUGUGGGGGCGCUCGGCGGCCGACGGUGGCGCCGCCUACACCCUGGUGGUGACAGACCAGCACGGCGGCCGAUCGUACGGCUUCUGCCGCCGGCUGACGGCUCAUACCGGACAGGAGGACGCCGUCACCCUGCCCAUCGCCUACUGUCUGCUGACGCGGCACGACGCGCCCGCCUUCUACUCAAAGCUGCUGGCGGCGCUGCUGGAGCACCACGGCACCUCUGAGCAGCACCGCCUGUCAGUGCUGGACGAGCUGUACGGACGGCCGUUCCCGCUGCCGGGUGGAUCCGUCUCCGUACCGCCCGUACCGGCCACCUGUCCAGGGGACGAGACGGAGACGAUCACGAACGGCACGCACACCGAGGUCAAGCCGAAGCAGGUGCGUCGUCCGCUCGACCCGCGUCUGGAGGAGGACGGUCUGUUCCUUCUGGUGCGGCGGCUCGGUGUCGACCUCUUCAUCAAACUGUUCGGCUCAGCGCUACUCGAGCGGAAGAUCGUCCUCUACAGCGCCCACCUCGGUGUGCUGUCCGCGGCGGUGUCUGCGCUGCAGUCGGCUCUCUGUCCGUUCGUGUGGCAGCACUGUCUGAUACCGGUGGUACCGUGUGGACUGGCAGAGCUGCUGGCCGUGCCCAGUCCGUUUAUCAUGGGGGCGCUGCCCGAGACGCGGCCUCUGGACCAUCUCAACGAUCAGGAGGACGUGAUCUGCGUGGACCUGGACGAACCGUCGCUGGUCCAGUCGGUGGGAGACGAGGCCACCAUCCUGCCCCGUCGGCUCAGUCGCACGCUGGCCGAGGCCCUCAAACUGGCCGCCUGCCUGCCGGGCGGUGACCCGGCGCCCGGCGUGGCCUCAGUGAUGCUGGCCGAGACCCUGCUGAGGCUGUUUGUGGAAGUCUGCGGCCACUACCGCGGUCACCUGACCACACAGCAGGACGGACGGCCGGUCCUUCAGCGUGAGUCGUUCGUGGAGGCGGCGCCGUCUGACGACGUGCGUGAAUUCCUCGAGUGGUUCACCGAGACGGCCAUGUUUGCCGCCUUCAUCGAGUCGUGCGAGCAGCAGCCCGAGUCGCCCGCAGUGAGUCUGUUCGACCGCCGAGUGAUGGAGCAGCACGGUUACGAGGAGCCCGGCUGCCACGGCCUCCUGCGCGGCACCAAACAGCUCGGCAAGGCGCUCGGCGGCCGGUUCAAGUUUCGCCUGCCCAGCUGAGUGCCGGCUGAACGCAGUUGGUUCAGCCUGCGUGUCUGAGUCUCACCGGCGCGCGGGGGUUUAAUGAUCUGUGCUGCUCAGAUAUGCGUCAGUGAGGGUAUUUUUAAUAAGCUAAAUGACCUCCGGUUGUGAUAAACUGUUCGCUCUCAAAGCGUUGUGUAUUAGAUGCGCCAGUUGGGUGGGGACUGGGGAGGGGUCCGAUCUGAUGGGGGCGGGAGGGGAAGUGUCGCCUGCGGGCGGAUAAAUGUGAUCUGCGCUGACCAUGACUUGUUACAUGUGACGUAGCUUAGUAGUGCCUGUUCGAAACAGAUUGUGAUGACGUGUGGUGUAUCCGUUGAACGCUCAUGAACAAAUACAGAAUCUUAUGUUACCACGAA
Molecule: messenger RNA, 3397 nt
Organism: Amphibalanus amphitrite
Lineage: Eukaryota; Metazoa; Arthropoda; Thecostraca; Balanomorpha; Balanidae
Product: DENN domain-containing protein 2B-like
Exons: 12
Coding region: 1617-3020 (467 amino acids)
Source: RefSeq, a predicted model, not a curated record